GAUCAAGCCACAAGCAUGGACCCAGAUUCAAUGAGGCCAGAUAGCACAGGAGGCAAAUAUCCCCAAGGUAUGCCAGAGAGCUUUCAACCAGCUGGGGCAGGGGUCUCUCCUCCAUCCUGGCAACCCAUGAAGGUCCUCUCAGUGGCAGAGGAUGAUGCAUUUAUCAUGAAAUCUCAGAGCUGAAUUAUGGAGGUGUACUUUAUCCAUCCCCAGUCAUACCUUGUUCUAUGGUCUAAAUCUGCCAAAGUCUUUGGGUUGCAGAAGAAGAACACUGGAGUGACUGUUUUCAAUAUUUUCUCAAUCGAGCCUGUUCUAGACUCCUACCAGAGCCAGUUCCUGGUCACCUUCAGAUAUACAAUAGAUCAGGAGGAGACCAUGGAGAUGAAGACUACUUGCGACCUUCUCAGUCCAAAGAUAAAGAAGGGAAAUAACACCAUCACAGUGGAGCAGGGAGGUCAUUCCUUAGCGAUAACAUUCUGCUAUCAAGGAUAUAAUGAAGAAAACAAUGCUUUCGGAUUGCAAAACUUAAGCUUUACGCUAUUCUCUAAACCUAUAAAGGUUCAUAGGCAUCCUAGCAGUAGACCCUAUAGUAUGGAUUUUGGGGUCAAGUCACUGAAAAUAAACUCACACUCAUACAAGCCUGCCUCCAAAGCAACAUCAAGCAUGACGCUGAACACUUUCAAUGUUAUCAGUUCUAACAAAGAUAGCCAAGAUCUCAAGAAAAUUGCUUUUAACAAGUCCAAUAGAGUAAAAGAUAAAAUCUUAAAGAAGACUCCUGAAGAGCUCUGUGAUGUCAUUAAGGAUUCAAAUGGCAACUACAUUGUUCAAGAGGUCUUCAAGUUGUGCUCUCCAGAAGAGAGAAUCCUAAUUAUGAGCAAGAUCAAAGAGAAUAUUGUCGAGCUUAGCUGCCAUAAGAAGGGCACUCACUCCAUGCAGACCCUUGUGGUUGAGCUCAAGAGUGAAGUGGAAGUAAACACAUUUUUAGAUAUGCUAGCUGACCCAACAGACUCAACAGCCCUAGAACCUGAAGUUAGGAAAGUCAACGAGGAUGAACAUGAAGAAGCCUUUGAUGAAAACAAAGGGCCUUUAUAUAGCCUUUCUUCUAACUCUUAUGGUACUUUUGUGCUACAGAAGGUGGUCGACCACUUCCCAGAAGACCUGCUUAGCCCAAUCUACCAAUUCUGUGUGGAUCAUUUUGAGCAUAUGUCCACUAACAAGAAUGGACUGCCAAUCAUUAAAAAGGCUUUAGUAAAGUUCCAAUCAGGCAAACAAGCAUUCAUUAGCAUAAUUGAAAAUAUGACUAUGUUCCUUGCCCAGCAUCCAUUCGGGAACUACUCGCUCCAAGUAGCCAUAGACAGCUGGAGGCAGGAGGAUUGUAGCAAUAUUAUAGUCACAGUGCUGGACAACCUGCAGAAACUUUCAAUGCAGAAGUUCUCCAGUAAUGUCGUUGAGAAAUGAAUCGAUAAGGCCUCACCAGAGAUAAUCUCCCAAUUCCUUGAAGUUAUCAACACAAAAGAGUUCAUGAAAAUGGCUGUGAGAAAUAUGUACACCUUCUUCGUAGUUGAAUGAGCCAUCAAAAAGUCUGAUGAUAGACACAUCAAGCUUGAAAUCGCAGAAAAGAUCCAGUCUUGCGUAUUGAACAACCCAAGUGAUAAGUCACUCAAAAGGAAGUGGACAAAGCUAUAUGAGGGCAUUCUCUCAGAGCAGUAUUAGUGAGGAAUAUUCUGUUUUACUUAAAGUAUCAUAAAUCCA
Messenger RNA from Moneuplotes crassus, 1752 nucleotides. The record is from the annotation of a GenBank genome assembly. Lineage: Eukaryota; Ciliophora; Spirotrichea; Euplotida; Euplotidae.